CAGAAGUUGCCCGCGCUUUGGGCACCGACGGUAUCGGCCGCCGUCGCUGCUCCGCGCCGGGUCGAGGCUGAGGCCUGGACCGCGCCGUUGGGCCUCGAUUCCUCCCUCCUUAGUUCCCGCAGGCGCGCCGAGAGGCUCGGUCCAGGUCGGCAUGGCCGACGGCAGCCGCCGUCAUGUCAGUGUCAGGCGGCUCCGCGCCCCCCGUGCCCUCAGGCUGCCACUGAGCCCUCGGGCCGCCUCCUGAGCGCGGCCUCUUGGCCCUCCUCUCUCGGGACGCCGCUGCCGCGACUGCGGACCCGAGGCGAGGCCGCGGGCGGACGCUGAGUACCACCAGCUUCAUGGCCGCCGUGGCCCCUUCCUCUCCGCCCCGCGCCCCAUCCCCGCCGGCCCCGGAGCCUGAGCUGGUGCAGCUGCGGCGCAAGGUGGAGAGGCUGGAGCAAGAGCUGCGUAGCUGCCGGCGCCAAGUGCGCGACAUUGAGAAGGUGCUGCAGCACACGGAGCGCCUGUACCAGGGCGCCGAGAGGUGCAACCAGGAGCUCCGCUCCCAGGUAGAAGAGCUCAGUAAUGAAAUCCAUUAUAGGAAAAAAAAAGAAAAUAACAAGUCUGAUGUAGAAGUCCAAACAGACGACUAUACUCCUUGGUCAACCUCAGAUUAUUAUUACCAGACGUACUAUCGGAAUGUCAGUUCUCCAAGUAAGGGGGCUGAACUUCCACUUGAACAAGCUCAGGAGCAUGAAGAGCCCAAUCAUAAUUCUACAGACCCAAUACAUAGAGAGAAUGAGGGUCAGAUUGGCACUGAUACAACAGAAAAUGCUAAAUAUGAACAAGAGGACAAUUUUACCCCUAAUUCACAGGAAUCAGAAGAUGUAUUAGCUGCAGAAAAUGCCGAGUUAGAUGGUUCGUCAUUAGCUGAAAGUUUGAGAGCUGCUGCAGAAGCUGCUGUAUCACAAACUGGAUUUAGUUAUGAUGAAAGUACUGGAUUAUAUUAUGAUCACAGCACUGGAUUCUACUAUGAUUCAGAAAAUCAACUAUAUUAUGAUCCUUCUACUGGAAUUUAUUACUACUGUGAUGUGGAAAGUGGUAGAUAUCAGUUUUAUUCUCGUGUAGAUUUGCAGCCCUACCAAACUCCCAUCACACAACAAAAUAAAGAUAAAAAGGGGAAAAAGAAAAGGAAGGAUCCAGAUUGCUUUACUGCCAAUGAAGAAAAGGAUUUGGAUCUAGAAGAACACAAAACAUCAAAUAGUUCAAAUUGCCUUAACACUGAACACAUAAGCUCUGUUGAAAGAGAAGAUUCCACAAACGUGAAAAAGAAAGCCAAAGUAGAUAAUCAUAGUAAAAAUAGUCCACUGAAAUUUGCUGACACAGAUGGCAAAGAUAACAUCGACUCACAUCUUAAUGUAAAUGUCUAUGAUUUGGCUUUAUUUAAAGAAGACAAAAUAAUAGAGACUGACAGUGAGCCAGAAGAAGGUGAAAUUACAGACUCUCAGACUGAGGACAGCAGUGAUGUUACUAGUGAAGACAAUAUUACUUCAGCAGACUCUGAGGAUGAAGAGGAAGAAAAAAUUUGGCCUCCGUGUAUUAGAGUCAUUGUUAUUAGAUCACCAGUACUGCAGACAGGCGCACUUUUUAUUAUCACAGCUGUAAAUCCAGCUACAAUUGGAAGAGAAAAAGACAUGGAGCAUACACUCCGAAUUCCUGAAGUUGGUGUCAGUAAGUUUCAUGCAGAAAUUUACUUUGACCAUGAGUUACAAAGUUAUGUUCUUGUGGAUCAAGGCAGUCAAAAUGGUACAAUUGUUAAUGGAAAACAGAUUCUUCAACCCAAAACAAAAUGUGAACCUUAUGUACUAGAACAUGGUGAUGAAGUGAAAAUUGGAGAAACAGUGCUGUCCUUUCACAUUCAUCCAGGUAGUGAUACUUGUGAUGGUUGUGAACCUGGGCAAGUUAGAGCCCACCUUCGCCUUGAUAAGAAAGAUGAAUCUUCUGUAGGCCCAGCAUUAAGUAAAGAAGAAAAAGAGUUGGUAAGAAGAAAAGCAUUAAAGAAAAUAAGAGUAAAAUAUGGCUUAAUGAAUACAGACUAUGAAGAUGAAAAGGCACUGAAGAAUCCAAAAUAUAAAGACAGAGCUGGAAAACGUAGAGAGCAGGUUGGAAGUGAAGGAACAUUUCAGAGAGAUGAUGCCCCUGCUUCUGUCCACUCUGAAAUCAAUGACAACAACAAAGGUCGGAAGAUGUUGGAGAAGAUGGGUUGGAAAAAAGGAGAAGGUCUAGGAAAGGAUGGUGGAGGAAUGAAAACUCCAAUCCAGCUUCAGCUGAGACAGACACAUGCAGGCUUGGGGACAGGCAAACCAUCUUCACUUGAAGAUGUUCAGCUCUUCCAAAGUAAAAACAAAAAGAAUUGGGACAAAGCAAGAGAAAGAUUUGCUGGAAACUUCCCAGAAGUUAAACUACAAAAAGAUGCACCAGGAGUCAUGCCUUGGGUAAAAGAGACUGCAGAGUGAUGGUCAAUCAUAGAACAAAGAAAUUCAGAGUUUUUAAAUGUUUAGAUUUUGUGUUUUUUUUUGUGUGGGAUUUUUAUUUUUCAAAUAUGUAUGUGUGAGGGAAUGAAAUAACAGUUUACCCUCUCAGGAUUCAGAGACAUGUAAUAAAAUUUGGUUAGCUAUG
Molecule: messenger RNA, 2658 nt
Organism: Gracilinanus agilis (Agile Gracile Mouse Opossum)
Lineage: Eukaryota; Metazoa; Chordata; Mammalia; Didelphimorphia; Didelphidae
Gene: AGGF1
Product: angiogenic factor with G-patch and FHA domains 1
Exons: 14
Coding region: 339-2495 (718 amino acids)
Molecular function (GO): nucleic acid binding; protein binding
Source: RefSeq, a predicted model, not a curated record